This is a messenger RNA of Neltuma alba, 2373 nucleotides long. RefSeq names its product protein CHUP1, chloroplastic. Gene Ontology annotation, molecular function: protein binding. Bases 96 to 1952 code for a protein of 618 amino acids. The record is from RefSeq and is a predicted model, not a curated record. The transcript is spliced from 9 exons. Gene Ontology annotation, cellular component: cortical microtubule. Gene Ontology annotation, biological process: protein localization to cortical microtubule cytoskeleton. Lineage: Eukaryota; Viridiplantae; Streptophyta; Magnoliopsida; Fabales; Fabaceae.
UUUAUCACCUUACAAGUGUUUGAUCAAUUGCUCCAGAGAAACCCCAUUAUAAAUUCAAGAACCCUCACCAACAAUUCUCAAGUCAGGUUAACCACAUGAAAGAGGAGCUAUUAAGACUAGAAGACUGCAAUAUGUAUAUGAAAGAUAAAGGAAGCUUCUUUGCAGACCCCAUUUUGACAAUAAGAGUUAUGAAGCAAGUGACGCCGCCGCCGACACCACCGCAGCCACUUCCGACGACAAACUCAACAGCUAGAAGUGUAUGCAAGCCUAUUGACACGUCCCAGCAGAGCCUAACGCCUUCUCGUUUGAGAGCACCUUCUAAGGUCAAAGAUUCUCCAAAAUCACCAGAGACUGUCAAUGGGUUAUCAUCUUCACCUUCAUCAUCAUCACCAUCACCAUCAUCAUCAAGAGCAAAGUCAGUACCUCCAGACAUGAAGAACAAUUCCAAGGCUAAGAGGGCUCUUCUGCUCAACAAGCCAAAAUCUGGUGAGGUAGCUGUGGGAUCUCAAAAGGCUAAGGAAACCGAAGAGGCCAAAGUUGUGACGGCUCGUUUUGUGAAUCGCCCUGCAGUGGAGCAAUUUGCUCGGCCCCGACGACGGGCGGGGGAUUUUAGUUUGAGAAAGAAUGAAGACGACCCGACUGGGAAGAAGGCAUUGCUGGAGAAACUUGAUUUGAGCGAAAACUUGAUCAAGAAUUUGGAGUCUGAGGUGGUGGCCUUGAAGGCUGAAUUGGAUGAGGUUAAGAGCUUGAACGUUGAAUUGGAGUCUCAGAACAGGAAGCUGACCGAAAAUCUCGCUGCUGCUGAGGCAAAGUUAGUUGCGGCUAGCACCCGUGAAAAGGAGACAAGUGGAGAGCACCAGAGUACCAAAUUUAAAGACAUACAAAGACUCAUCGCUGACAAAUUGGAGCGGUCGAAGGUUAAAAAGGUUGAUACUGUUGAAUCAGUUUUUGUUAAAGCACCGAUUCCAGUGCCAGCAUCCGGAUGUGUUAUUCCUAAAGCUGCAAGUGUCGGAAGAAAACCUCCACCUAGGCCAUGUCUUGCACCGCCUCCUCCGCCACCUCUACCACCUCCAAUCCCAUCCAGGCCUCCAGCAAAAGCAUCUAUCACCCAAAAGGCCCCUGUACUUGUUGACUUGUAUAAUGCUUUAAAGAAGCAAGAAGUGAAGAAAAAUCCAAGAGGAUUAGGGAACUUCCAUAAACCAGUAGCUAUAAGUGCACACAGUAGCAUUGUUGGAGAAAUUCAAAACCGUUCAGCACAUCUCUUAGCAAUAAGGACAGACAUUGAAACAAAAGGAGAAUUCAUUAAUGACCUUAUAAAGAAGGUGGUAGAUGCAGCAUACUCAGAUAUAGAAGAUGUCCUGAAGUUUGUAGAUUGGCUUGAUGGCCAACUCUCAUCAUUGGCCGAUGAGCAAGCGGUCUUGAAGCAUUUUAACUGGCCAGAGAGGAAAGCUGAUGCCUUGCGAGAAGCUGCAGUUGAAUAUCGUGACCUUAAGUUGUUAGAACAGGAGAUUUCCUCGUUCAAGGAUGAUCCUGACAUUCCUUGUGGAGCUGCCUUAAAAAAGAUGGCCAGCUUAUUAGACAAGUCUGAGCGGAGCAUACAGAAGCUAAUCAAGCUGCGAAAUUCUGUCAUGCGAUCAUAUCACGACUUGAAAAUUCCAACAGCUUGGAUGCUUGACUCGGGAAUUAUGUCAAAGAUAAAGAAGCAUUCCAUGACUCUGGUAAAGAUGUACAUGAAAAGAGUGACAAUGGAGCUUGAAUCCAUUCGGAACUCAGACAGAGAAUCUAGUCAAGAAUCUCUUCUGCUUCAGGGUGUGCAUUUUGCAUAUAGGGCACAUCAGUUUGCUGGAGGUUUGGACUCAGAAACAUUGUGUGCCUUUGAAGAAAUAAGGCAACGUGUCCCGGGACACCUAGCAGGAUCUCGAGAACUUUUAGCCGGCAUACCAUCAUCCUGAGAAGCCACUGAUUUUGGGGACCUAAUGGUUAGAAGAAAUAGCUGUUAAGCAUUCAUUAUUCUUUUCCUUAUGAUGUCCAGAGGCCAAUGGUUGCAAGCACAGUAUCAAGUAUCAACCUUUCUGAAGAAAUACGGAGGAACAUGAAGAGGUUUUGAAGAGAGAGCGUUCCAUAAUAAAGUAGCUGAGUAAGUGAAAUGGCUAAUCUUCUGUCAAUAGUGUCAAUGGCGUAGUCAUAUGUAGUUCAUAUCUAUCUAUUUCUGUAAAGAAAAGCCGUGCCGUGUUUAGGCACAUCUCUUAAUGUUUACUGAGCUCUACUAUAAUAAUUGACCUGCAUGUUUAAUGCAUCCUUAUAUUUUGUGUUUAUUUGAUUUUAUAAACGAUUGCUAAAUGUUUUUAUUGAAUAUAGAUUAUGUUUAUGAAA